UUUCUAAUAUACCGCGAUGUUGAAUUUUUUUUCUAAAUGAUAGUUUUCAAUAAUUUCUUGUUGUUUAUCUAAAUUUUCUUCUUCAUCAAUUAUGAAUCCAUCAGAAGCAAUCGAGACAGAGAUUCUACUGUAUUGCAUGGAAUCCAAAUCCAACAACGGGUUCAUUUAAAAGAAUAAGUUUAAAUACCUACUUAUUUUAUAAUAUUACAAAUUUUGUUUUGAAUAGGAUAAUUAUGUAGCAUAAUAUAAAAACAUUCGUUUAGGGGGGCCCCCGCGUCCCCCCUCCGGAUCUACUAAUGCCUGAGGAGGUGGGAGAAACUUUGAAGCUGAGCUUGAUUAGUAUCUAGUAGUUGAGCGGGACUUCAAUAGACGUUAUGUCGUCAUCAAUACUGUUGCCCUCGGGAUACUUCAUGCCUAAAGUUGGUUUCGGAACUUGGCAGGUGGAUGGCAAAGAAUUGGAAAAAGCUUUGGAAAUAGCGCUGGAAUGUGGGUACCGGCACAUCGACACAGCGAGUGCUUACGAAAAUGAAGAAGCGAUCGGUAAUGUACUCAGCAGGUGGCUACGAUCUGGAAAGAUCAAAAGAGAAGAAAUAUUCAUCACUACUAAGUUACCAGCUGCUGGAAAUCGUCCUAGCUCAGUUUCAAAAUGGAUGGACAAGUCCUUAGAACUACUUCAACUAGAUUACGUCGAUUUGUACCUGAUCCAUGCUCCAUUUUCUUUUAAAGAAGGUGAUUCGUUACAUCCCUUUUCCGAUGAUGGUUCAAUAUUAUUGGACAUGAAUACUGACAUUGUUGCUGUUUGGAAGGAAAUGGAGAAAUUAGUACAAAGCAAGAAAACCAGAUCUAUAGGUAUCUCUAAUUUUAAUAAAGCUCAGAUUUCUAAGAUAUUAAGCAAUUGUAGCAUUAAACCAGAGAACCUGCAAAUCGAAAUGCAUGUUUAUAUGCAACAAAAUGAUAUCCGAGAAUUCGCUGAAAAGAAUGGAAUCACGGUGACAGCUUAUUCGCCUCUUGGAUCUCCAGGAAGUAUUAAACUGUUCGAGUGUUUUGGUAUAAGUAAAGAGUUGCCAAUGCUGCUAGAACAUCCGGAUGUCUUGAUAAUUUCUAAAGCUAAUAAUGUUACACCGGCUCAAGUACUUCUAGCGUUCUUACUUCAUAAAAAUGUUGCAGUGAUCCCUAAGAGUAUAAAUUUGAACCACAUAGUAAAUAACAUCAAGGCACUUGAGAUAAGUCUUUCAAAUGAGGAGAUAAACCAACUUGAAAAACUUGAUCAAGGGGAAGGAGGUCGAAUCGUUGAUUUCUCAUUUUUCAAAGGUGUGAAGCUCCAUCCAGAAUUUCCAUUCAAAGAUGAAAGCAAGAAAUAAUCGACAAUUUAACAAAUUUUGUUGUACAACAAUUGUUGGAUAAAAGAAAUAGAAUAAAUAAAUAAAAUAUGUCUUAAAUAAUCUUAAAAAGCUUAGAGUUGUGUUGAAAUGAUUAAUAGCAGUUAUGCCUAACUAGUUGUAUAUGAUUAAAUUAAAAUGCCAUGGCUAAUUAAUACAGAGACUGAUAAGAAAAAUAAUAUCACUUCAAUGUUUGCUUUUUUUUACUUAAUAUCUUGAUUUGAUGGUGUAAAUAUGCUCUUUCAUCAUUGUCCUUAAUUGAGAGAGAAUAUAAUAUUAUGAAAUAAAAGAAUUUAUAUAUAAAUAUAUUUUGAUUUCUUUA
Messenger RNA from Nezara viridula (southern green stink bug), 1701 nucleotides. The record is from the annotation of a GenBank genome assembly. NCBI's taxonomy places the organism in Eukaryota, Metazoa, Arthropoda, Insecta, Hemiptera, Pentatomidae.